AUGCGCGCCCACGGGAGCACGGUGCCGGCGUUCAUGUCCACCGCGCCCGCGUCGAGGUCCGCGACGGACGCGGGCGACGCCCGGGGGUUCGGGGCGAGCGCGUCGAGCUCGAACGCGAUGGACAAAUUUUCAACGGCGACGAUCGCGAGCGGUGUCUUCGACGCGCUGGCGGCGCGAAUCCUCAGCGCGCGCGACGAAAACCGAGCGGUGGACGUGCCGGAUGACGUCCUAGAGGCGCUGGCGUGGACGUGGGGGGAGAGCGCGGUGCGAAAAGCGCUGGAGACGCUGCAGAGCGGGCGCGUGCGCCGCGUGACGGCGGCGCGAAGCGGACGCGCGAUGUACGUCGUGGCGAGCGGAGACGGCGCGCAGGGGGAGAAACGGGCGUAUUUGUGUUUUCCCACGCACUUUUGCUCGUGUCGAAGUUUCUUUUGGGAGUGCGUGAAUCGAGGGGAGACGGUGGGGUGUAAACAUCAGCUCGCCGCGCGUCUCGCGAGCGUCUUGGGGGCGCAUCGCGACGCGACGGUGGACGACGCGUUGCUCGGGAACAUGAUGAUGAAAUACUUCGAGGGCGACGCCGCGAUGUGA
Ostreococcus tauri is the source of this 585-nucleotide messenger RNA. RefSeq names its product Zinc finger, SWIM-type. NCBI's taxonomy places the organism in Eukaryota, Viridiplantae, Chlorophyta, Mamiellophyceae, Mamiellales, Bathycoccaceae. Gene Ontology annotation, molecular function: zinc ion binding. Gene Ontology annotation, biological process: double-strand break repair via homologous recombination. The transcript has a single exon. The record is from RefSeq and is a predicted model, not a curated record. Gene Ontology annotation, cellular component: Shu complex. The coding region runs from base 1 to 585 and encodes 194 amino acids.